AUGACCACUGGUAUGCGUAGGAUUUUCACGGAUAUGGUUCCCUAUGUCGCUGUCGCUGCAGGAGGUGGGUUGAUGCGACAAGAGGAAGCGACCAUAUUUCAUGAAUUCAUCAUUGGAAACCCAGGAACUUUUGAAGCUUUACGGUGGAGAAUUGCUAAACGGUUUUAUCGCAAAGGACUAACUUCGAUAUAUUUCCACGACAUGAAGAUGACGAAAACGGGACAUCAGGCACUUCUGGCCGAAGCAAUAGGUUCGCAUAGAAACGCGCAUAUCUUGGAGUUCGCUGCUGGCGAACUGGCUCAUGAGAACAAGCCAGAAGCGCUGAAACCGCCUACCGACACGACAGACCGCGUAAUUCGCGGACAUAAGCAAAACCUACACAGGUUGUGCGUUCUCCUACAUUGGAAAUGUCCAGAAUCUCUCCUGAUGUGA
This is a messenger RNA of Eimeria maxima, 432 nucleotides long. RefSeq lists its product as hypothetical. Bases 1 to 432 code for a protein of 143 amino acids. Lineage: Eukaryota; Apicomplexa; Conoidasida; Eucoccidiorida; Eimeriidae. The record is from RefSeq and is a predicted model, not a curated record. The transcript is spliced from 3 exons.